AUGAGAGACCGGCCCCUCAUCAACGUCGAAAAUUACAACAAAUGCUGUAGCGAUGUUGAUGAGAAGAAAGUACAUGGCUGCGCGAUAGCUGUGAGGAACGACUGCAGCAACCUGGCGGAGGAAUUUGGCUCAACGUCGUCUACAUGCGCCUUCGUACGACUGCAAGAUCGCAGAGGAGGUAAACUCUGGAUCGUAAGUGUCCUCGCACCUACGGAAGCCGCUGAGAACAACACUAGGGACGCCUUCUACGGUGAAAUCAAUGCGAUUAUGUCUACAAUACUCAACCAGCAAGUGGUCAUUGUUGGAAUCGACACAAAUUCGAAAAUGAAACUCGAACAACAAUCCGGCGUGGUAGGAAAAUGGUAUUUUCCAGCGUAG
Molecule: messenger RNA, 378 nt
Organism: Necator americanus (New World hookworm)
Lineage: Eukaryota; Metazoa; Nematoda; Chromadorea; Rhabditida; Ancylostomatidae
Exons: 1
Coding region: 1-378 (125 amino acids)
Source: RefSeq, a predicted model, not a curated record